AUGGAGUGGCUGGAUAUAGCAAAGGACCUGAACGCCGGCACGAUCGGCGGCGUUGCGGGUAUCGUGGCGGGCCAUCCACUCGACACGGUGAAAGUGCAGCUGCAGACGAGCCGCGAGGUGAGUGUGGGGGUCCUACGGACGCUGCGACGUGUCGUUAGCUCGGAAGGCGUCGCGGGCCUCUACCGCGGUCUGCUGUCUCCCAUCCUGAGCAACGCGCCCAUCAACGCCGUGGUCUUUGGCGUGCAGGGACAAGUGGUCCGUGGUCUGCAGCUGCAACACGAUCGGCCGUUGUCAAGUGUCGAGCACUUUGUCGCCGGGUCCAGUGCGGGACUCGUGCAGGUUUUGUUCGCGGCGCCAUCGGAGCACGUGAAAAUUCAGGUACAGACAGGUGCGAUCGGUUCACACGUGAGCUCUCUCGCUGCGGCAAAGACCAUUUGUCAGACACAUGGAAUUCGAACGCUGUUCAAGGGGUGGCAAGUGUGUCUCUUGAGAGACGUGCCUGCGUUUGGGGCCUACUUUUGUGGCUACGAGGCCACAAAACGAGCGCUCACGCAUGGAGAGAGUGACAACGAGACGGAUAUGAAGCUCAUGGUAGCAGGAGGUAUGGCUGGCAUGAUCUCGUGGGUCGUGAGCAUGCCGCAAGACGUGGUCAAGAGCUGCGUACAGAGUCAGAGUCUCGAGGGCAAGCAGGUGAGCAUCGCUCAGAUCGUCCAAUCUAGACUGCAGCAGGAGGGACCGCGAUUCUUUUUCAAGGGUUUUAGUGCAACGAUGCUUCGGGCGUUUCCUGUCAGCGCGGUCACGUUCUUGGUCUAUGAAAAGACGAUGCAGUACAUGUCCUAA
Messenger RNA from Hyaloperonospora brassicae, 840 nucleotides. NCBI's taxonomy places the organism in Eukaryota, Oomycota, Peronosporomycetes, Peronosporales, Peronosporaceae. The record is from the annotation of a GenBank genome assembly.